Messenger RNA from Porites lobata, 10709 nucleotides. The record is from the annotation of a GenBank genome assembly. NCBI's taxonomy places the organism in Eukaryota, Metazoa, Cnidaria, Anthozoa, Scleractinia, Poritidae.
UACAUUCAAGGGGCGGUCUUUCAAGCUGGGAAGGUAAAUAUUACCGACACUUCCCAAAACAACCAUGGUUGCCAAGCCGUUUCUUUCGAAACUCGAUUCCAGGGUUCGGGAGAUGUAAAGGUGUUCGCCACGCUCAGUCACGGAAACAAAUAUAUUAAAAUCCACGACCCAGCGUCUCUUUGGGUGAAGUCGGUGUCAACAACAGGUUUUGAACCUUGCGUGCGCGAAGCAGGAAGUGGCUCUGGUGGAACGUCUGUGAUCAACUGGCUUGCAUUUCAAGGUUCGCAUCAAGGCAUACACUCAGGGAUCGUGGAAUUCAAUGAAUUCACGUCACGAACACAGUGCAAGAAGAUAUCGCUAAGCAUUCAGAAACAGGUAACUUCGCAACGUCAUCCAAUUCAUUCAUUUAGUCUUCCAUGUUAGUUUUAAAGUCAAUACCCACGAAAAACUCAUAACUCAACUUCGACCUUAAGGGAAAAAAAUAACGAAAACGCGCGUGACUUCGCAUCAGUAAAAUUAAAAAAAAAAUGGCCUUGUUUUGUAAAUUGUUUAAAUACUAUGCCUGCAAAAAUCACCAAAAAAUGUAAUGGUUAUAGUGCUCCAUGAUGAAAGUUGUUUGAUAUCUUCGUCAUGGCUCUGCAGGAACAUUUAAUGCAUGGAUAAAUGGACACAGUGAUUACUUCAGCACAGAAUUGCGAAGUGGCCUAAAGCAGCAAUAUCAUCGUGGCAUAUCCCCUUUAACAAGAAAAGGGCUUAGCACUAUAUGAAUCGUCCGUUUUUUUUCCUAUGUUUUGUUUGCUGUUCAAGAAUCUCCUCCUAAUACUCUGGCAAAUCGCCGCAUGCAAAACCGAGUAACUGUUCAAAGCCGAAAUGAAGUCGAUACUUGAUUAUUUUCCCAAUCAACAAUUGUUGUGAAGCUAUAAUGGCCAUGAGAUUGUCAUAACGUCAGUCCAUAACGUUAAGCAGUGUUAAUCCGGUCCUCUUCGGGGCAAAGGACGAUUAUCAUAUUUAAGCUCAGUAUGUACAUAUGUACUUAUUGGGUGAUUUUUUCUCUUCUUUUAGAUAAAACCUCAAGUGUUUGUAACCGUUCAACAUAAACAUUCUAACCGUCCUUUUGAUUCCAUGAACGUCUGGCUCGAAGAGGUCGAAGCAGACGGCUUCGUUGUUUGCUUGAGAGAGUUUAUGAGUUUCGACGGUAUCCAUACCGGACUUAAAGUGGUGAGUUUUCAAAAAAUUAGCCCAGUCUUCGACUAUUACGUUUUUAUUCGUCCUUAAUUGUUAUCAAUUAAAUUUAAAGUUAAAUCUGAUUGUAUGGAAGCUAAUUAAAAACCUGGUGGUUAAAUUGGCCUCCCCUUUUAUAUUACGUAAAAAUCAUAUUAGAAGAAUUAUUGUUAUACCUAACCCAUAAAUGUUUUAAAACCGUAAAACUCUGAAUUUGCUUUGCAAAGACAGCCUGACGAAAGGGGUGGAGGGGUGGACUGGAAGUGAAAAAGGGGGGAGGGGGGCGCUGAUCAGGGAGCGGGGUUGUCCUUUCAAAGAACGGCUUUUCAGCCUUAACAAAAUAUCGCCCCUGCUGCGCAUGUGCAGCAGGCGUUUUGAAAAGAAAGAAAGUUUUCUUGUAGUCGCGCAUAUAAACUACCCUCGUCAUUUCCCUAAUACAUUCUGAGAUGAAACUUUAGGGUUCACUUUAGGGUUCACUUCAGCCCGGUGCCGUUGGCUUUGAGGCCUCCUAACACUUUAAUGUUGAAUAAAAUUAAAACCGUUCAAGCUAGGACCAUCAAACUUGGCGACUCUUGCUAAUUUUUUCUAGAUUUACUAUUAAUGAAUUAUUAUAUCACACUUAAUUUAGCAUUAUUUACGUAGCUGUUAAUAUGAUCUAGGCUUUUAGUGACUAGUUUGGAAACAUUAAUUGAAUUUAAAAUGGCCAACUAGCAGGAAUAAAUGGAAUUAAUUUAAAUAAUUCAAAAUGGCACAUCCAAAAAGGCAUAUGGUCUCAAUAAGAAAUGACGUCAUCAUGUUGUCACUUCCGUUGUUAAAGAUGAUCAAAUUGUCAACCAUCAUCAUGAUUUUAAGUAAUUUAAUUAUUUUUGCUUAAUGGCUACAGAAACAAUUGAUAAGCUAUGGGUUAAGACAAUAAAUGCAACAAGGCGACAUUAGUUACGUCAAAUUACGUUAUUGUGUCAAUCACAUUACUCGUACUUGUUGGAAUGAUGAUUACACUAUUUUGUGUAAAUUUAGUGGCUGUAUCAUGAGUGGUUAUAAACUUCUCUAAGGGGCCUUCCCCCUCCAAUUCCCAGGGAGCUCAAAAACGCCCGAUCCGAAUAGUGUUAAAUAUAGGUCAUGGUAUUUUGCUUCUUUCUUAGACUGCAGAUACGAAUUUUUGUCAGGGUUCCCACCGUCAGGUUAAGUUUUCUUAAAAACCCAGAAGGAAAGACGUUUAAUGCUGUGACUGUUACUUGCGUCCACCUUUUCAGAACUGGCUUGCUUAUGAUUUGCUACCUGAGGCUUGGAAUUUUACUGAGCAAGGAAGGCUUCAUUUUUCUGGACUUGGUGCACCAAAGAAAGAGAGCAAUUAUGCCUUUUGUCAGGUUGGAAAUAUCACGUUUAUUAAUGAUACAUUCAAUUUUUUAUUGACUUAACCCUCGGACGUACAAGGGGGGGAUGGAUACCACCCACCCAUAUGGUUUUUCUGAGUUUUUUCCCAGAGGAUAAAAUGUCAGUACCAGACGUUUUCAGUUCGUUAAUCCCACGCGUACAUUUUGAGACAAGUUUAGUGAUGGUGAGUAGCUAUGGUUACGAUAUAUGACGUCAGAAGUAGCGGGCGGUCAAGCCAAUUUUGGGUGAAAAUACAUGUUUUUUCAACUUCUUUCAACAAUAAAAGUAAAUAUUGUGGCUAAAAUCAUACAAAGUGCUUGUUUGUGUUAUUUGUCAUUUAAAGCACAAAAAAUUACCAUUUCUCGCAGUUUUAACCAGAUUUCUAAUUCUUGGUAAACUCCAAGAUGGCGACCAUUGUUGGUGACGUCACAGGCCUUCAGCAGCGCCACCAGCCCUUAAAUAUACCUCAUCUUGUUAAGAAGAUGAAAGGCUUUCCACUAAAGAUAAAAUGGUUUCAAAAUACUGAAACAUAUCAAAAACACCGGGAGGGUUCCAUCCCCCCCCCCUUUGUACCUGAAUUUGCAUGUACGUCCGAGGGUUAACUUACAAACUCAAGCCUUUAAACCAACGUGGUUAACAAUCAACGUUUGUGUUUUGUAUUUCUCAUUUCUUUGACACUGUAGCAUCGGCGUAUUGUGCAUUUUUGAAAUAAGAAUUUAAGUCCAACAAGAGAUAAGACCUUCUUGAUCAUCAAUGCGUUGUUCACAAGAGUUGUGUUUUAGAUUUGUUGACUGCAACGUGUUCAGGAGGUGCAUCCACUAUUAGAUAUAUUUUAUAGACUUAGAGUUUGCCUAAUCAUUUUCUUAAUGAAGUGGGACAAUAUCACUUUCUUCAAAAGGAUCAAAGAGGCAAUAUUUCUUUAAACAGUCAGGGAAAAUUAUUGUGUUUGGUAUAUCAUGAUUUAUAGGAUUAUAAGUUUGAGAAUCCAUUCUACGAGCCGCCCAAUAUUCUGGCAUCUGUCGGCCAUGAAAAUGUCACCAGGGAACUGUCAAUGAAGGCAGAUGGUCGCUAUAGCAACGCUUUGACUGUCUGGAUUGAGGUGAGUAGCUUUGAAGACACAUAAUAGAUUGAAGCUGUUUCAAAGAUUUGCUGAUUAAAAUAGCUACCUUCGCUAAAGAGUAAAGCACUUAUAACUAAAGAAGAAGUUCGAAGUGGCACUUAACACUUUACGGCAAAUUCAGGCAAUAACUUGAAUCAUCAAGCUGAUUGUCAUUUCCCGUACUCAUUUUCACUUGAUGAUUCUUUUUAACGGAGGCUCUAUGGGUUCAUGGUUUAAAAACGGUCACAUCUGUAGAUUGUAAUUGGUUGAUUACGAUCCAUUCUUUUUUUAUUAUUAUUAUUUAUUUCCGUGGUGAUUAUGACUGAAAACUAACUUUCUCGGAAUGUAUUGUUCUUUUCAUGUAAUCCGAUUGGUCAACUUUGUCUAGAUGGCCUCGGUUAUAGUAGUCACACUGCAACAGACAGCAGCGUCCAUUAUAUAACCGUGAGAACUGUACGUCCGUUUAAACGAUUCAAAGUUGCUCUUGUUCUUAUUGCCUAACUGGACGCCCCUGUCUAAAAGCUAACAGGUCAAUACAAGCUUUUUAUUUAUUGGUAUAUUUGAUGUUGUAUUCCAGGAGAUCACUCGUUUGUCUUUCAAAGUGUGCAUCAAAGACAGUCAGGGAAUGAGCAAGUCUCACGAUCCAGUUACAGUGGACUAUGCUAUAGUGGGAGGUACAUUACUCUUAUAUUUGCUUAUUCUUUAAAUUCAAAGAUUUGUCUCUCAUAUUGAUUCGCCCUACUGUCAAGGAAUUUGGCCGUUGGGUCAAACGUCGAAUUGAAGAAAUGAAUUCGAAUAAGAAUAAAAAACUAUGAUCAAAUGUCGAAGAAAGAAGUUAUAAAAAAAUGACGUUUAAAUAAGGACAGCAUCGUAUUGAUCGCCUUUUCAAACGCUUUAAUAAUUUGUAGAAAAAGUAACUCCCCAUUUCCUGUCUUUUUUGCCAUCGAUUUUCUUCACAGGAAAAACAAAGCAAAAUUUAAAAAAAUUAAAAAGCAGUUGCGCUCUCAAAGGAUGUAGGACGUCAGGUCAAUUUGCUAUUCAUACAAGUGCUGAUUUUCUUGUUGUUUUUUUACCCUAAAGAUAUAGACCCGUGCACAAACGUUACUUGCGAUUACCAUGCCAUCUGCAAAGCUUUCUCUGCAUUUGAUGCCCGUUGUGUUUGUGAUGACAACUGCCCAUCGUACGAGGAGCCAGUGUGUUCAUCCAACUCGACAACAUUUAAGAACAAGUGCUUUUGUCUGCUGGACAUUUGCAGGCGCAAGAGUAACCACACUCUCUAUCAUCCCGGUAGCUGUACAGGUAAGAGAGCGGAUUAUAAGGUUUUUUUAAAACCACCUUAACCAGCGUAUGUAGAGCUCUAGUGUUAUGAGAUAUGGUACGGCUGAUUACUUAUAACAUCACUCAAUUUGGCGGCCAUCUUGGGCGCCAUCUUGGAAUUCCGUUUCAUGCACAUGGCAUUUUCCGUGCAUCUGUAGGUCCAAAAUUGAUCAUGAUUAAAUACUAUUUUGCUUAUUUUGGUACUGUUUUGAACGCAAUAAAGUGCCAAUUAUAUAGUGCCACUAUAUGAUUGUGUAAUUGUACAAUCAGCUUUUAAAUUACUUCCUCGCAUAUAGAAAGGAUUUUAUACCUUUUUUUUCUCAUCCUCAUCAGGUAUUUGUAGGAUGCAUCUUUUUUUUUGUCUUUAUGUUAACUUUAUGGCUGUUGUUGUUUUUUUGUUUGUUUGUUUGUUGUUUAUCGCUUUCAGCUCUAAUUAGCUUUGUUUUUCUUCUAUGUUGUAUCUUCUUUUUCUUGUUGUUCCUCGACAGGUUUUCCUGUUCAGACUGGGCGAGUUUCACUGAGGAGACAUGUACAGUGGGCAGAGACGGCCUGUGAAGUAGUGAAAUUUCCACCGUUUUCAUUCUAUCCGGACAAAGAAGUGCACGUACAAAUAACGACCAAUCACUGGAACAUAAGCGAGAAAAAUUUUGUACAUGAUGCUACUGUGUCCUGGGUGGAAACUGUUAACUUCGAGAAUUUUGAGGUGAAUAUUUUAAAAGGAAGUGUUCAAUUCAAGUAUUACUUCAAGUAGUAAUUAGUGAGCCUUUGUUCAUUUGUCUUACAUCUCCAAGAACUCUUGCUUACCUGUCAUAUUUCUGGCCGGUAAAAUACUAUUUAAACAUAUUUUAUUUUCACAACGAGUUACUAGCGGAGUUUUCGCGUGUUGCGUGCGCAGAGGAACACUAUGGGUAGAAAAUUUGGUUAUCUAUGUAUCCAAGAAAUUUUGGUUACUAACAAAAUCGUGCGUACGUACGUAGGACCGCGUCUUCAUGUUAACGGAUGUAAAAUGUCUUACUAGCUGUAAGUCUAAAACAUAUACAAAUUGUGUUUAACUCGAUUUUGGACAUCCAUGUUAUAAUCAAUUGACAGCUGUCAAAGUAGGGCAUCCGCAGACCAGAGUCACAUGACUUUAUCGUGGGCUCAGGUGUGCAACUUAUUGAGAUGACGGGUUUUUUAAAGUUCUCCGCUGACCAGUAACAGAAUUCAAGAGUUCGCAGGCUUAGAAAACUUUACUACAGGAAGUAAGUUACCACGAGAGUUUCGCUUUUGGCCUUGGCUAAAUCUAUAUAUUAUCUUACCAUAUAAAAUAAACAUUAGCCAUUACAUUUUAUCUUUAGGUGUGCGUGACUGCAGCAGGAAGAAAUGAUCGCUUUAUCAAAGAAUUUGCCACGGUGGACUGGAUGGCCUACCAAGGUGCUCCUGAUGGAGGUGUGGCGGGUAAAAUGCGCAUUCCAGAAUGGUGGACUGGAUCACAGUGCUCAAAAGUCAGCCUUCCUCAGGCAAUAACAAUUUAUUGUUACCUCUCAGCUGCAUCUUGUUUCGUUGCAUAAACCAUAAAAAAUAAUGACCUUUAAUUAAGUUUUCAAUAAGGUGAACAUUUGAUAUGCUGAUGUCAUAAGUACUAAACCCUCCAGUUGUUAUCCAAUCAAAGAUAUUGUACUUGGACUUGGAGACAUGAGCUGCAAAGAGGCAGCCCAGUUCUGUCCGCGAAAUUCGUUCUGACACAUAGGCCAACGUUUUUCAAUUCUUACACUAUUUGUCAGAGGGGGGAGAUAUUCUUAAAAAAAGCAUUAUUUGAUACAAAAAAAUAUAGGAGAAAGAAACUUGUACGGUCUAGGGCUAAAUUUGACAGUCGCGUUCAGACACCUGACCACGAUCCAAUGUCCUAUGAGCGUCCCGAUCAUGUGAAAUGUCAUUUAUUCCAAAUUUUACAUGCUAUUCUCCCAAACUUAUACUUAAUGAUUACCAAUUCAACUUUCUUACUGUUAUGAAUGGUUUUUUUAACAGGGGAAAUUUGCGUCUACACCAACGGUCCUGGUUACAGCAGAACAUAUAAGUGCAGACUUUAAGCAUGAUGCCGCAAGUUUGUGGGUGGAAAACGCAACCAGUUCCUCCUUUUACAUUUGUCUUCGAGAACUACAGAAUUAUGAUGGUCUACAUGAAGAUAUCUUUGUGGUAUAUGUUUUCUCCUUUAUAAAUAUAUCUGUCUGGCGUUUGCUAAAUCUUGGCUAAAGAAAUUUCAAGUGCAUUUUAACAAUUUGAUAUCUAAGUCGAAUGGAAAGUAGUUACAAAAUACCAGCUGACAACUUUAUUGCUGGCAGCAGACGGUGAAUUUUUCUCCCAGAAGAAACAGGAUUUUGGGAUAAAAUAAACAACAUCUGAAACGUCCAGAAAUUAUAACCUUUUAGUCAGCCAAACCAUGAGGCCCCAUAGGCAAGUGUCUGCCGAAAACAGAUUAAGAAGCCACAAUAUUUGAGCACAGAAUAGGCUUUCUAAGACAAAAUCACCUAAACUAAAUACUUGUGAAGCGUUUCUUUUUAUGCUUGAUACCGUAACCUGGUAACACGAGCUCAAGCACAUACCUCAAUUUUGUUUGUCAACGCUUUCGGUAAAUCACACAAUAUUAAUUUCGUGGCAAUCACAGAACUUCCAAAAAACCACUCGUAAUAUUUCCACAUUUAACACGGGCGAAAUUACUCGUCAAAUUACUCGGAAAAACUGUCGCAUUCUGCACAUAAAUCGUCGAUUGAAACUUUUCUCGAGUCACACAGUCGAUUUAUUCAAGAUCCUGGAUGUAAACCGGCGGUUGAAAAGGAGACAUGGAGCCCCCGCCUUCCAAACAAUUUUUUGACGAAGACGUCUUUGGCCUGGUCAGAGAUCAGCAUCAAUUUCCAUCUCGCCGGAUAAAUUUCACCCCUAGAACCUACUUUGUGGGGCCAAAGACUUUCUGCUGCCAACAACAAAGCUCGCAAUAUCCAAUCUUUCCUUCUCAAACCUGGGAUCAGUCUUUCAUCCGUGUAGCUAAAUGAGACGAAAUACGAGAAGACGUAGCAGACUUAAUCGUGAGACUUAUUCCUUCGUAAGGUUUCAUGAUGCCUUCCGGAAAGCUUUGCUUAAGGCAGCCACAAAAAACUCUAAGAAUGCUCACUAAGAGAGCCGUGUUCAAUCUAAAACGCGCCCUGAUUUCAAACUGGCAUACAGAGAGAAUUAUAUAGGAAGUUAUGAAAGGCCUUUUUUUAGGGGGGGAGGUUGUAGGUUAAUAGCCAUUGAGAAACUCGUGACAGUCUAUCUAAUGCAGCACAUUAUUCAGCCAACAAAUUCAACAAUAUGACGUUGUAAUGACGUCAAAUAACGUCAUUGUGACAAUCAAAUUAUGCCUAGACGUUGGAAAAUAUUUUAUUCUGUGUAAUUUUGGUGGCCGUAUCAUUACAGGUUUUAAAGUUAUAGAGGGGAGCCUCGAAAGCCAACCCACCCCGCUCGCAGGGAGCAAAAAAAAAAACGGUCUGAAUAGGGUCAAUGAUAAUAUGCGUGAAAUGAGCUCUCGCAGGCAUUGUGGAUACAAGUUACAAAUCGUUUUUCAGGCACAUGGCUCAAAUAUUUUUACACGGGAUUUAGGUAUGAGAUAGCAAUCCACUUUUCAUUGCUAUCCCUCUUUUUAGAGUUGGAUGGCCUUUGAAACAAUCCACAGGCCCCUUUUCGCUGAGAGCAAACACGUGGAUUUUCCAAACAACAAUUCCGUUUCUACAAGCUACAAUGGUGCAUUUUGCAAGGUAAGACGCAACUUUACUUUUAAGCAGAAGAAAGCUCUUUAUCUUUUUAGAUGGAACAGUAGACUUGCUACAAGUCCACCUCUCGGCGAGGCCGCGAAGCGGCCUACUGAGCGACAAAGUCGCGAGAGAUCGACCUUCAUCCCGCGCCAUAUUAAAUCCGACGAACGACUUUUUUGAAAGUGUAAUGGAACAGCAGAGAAAAGCAGCUAUCAAAUAAGUACAUUUAGGCAUUUUAAAUCAUCUUUGCGGCUGUAAAAACUCCAGAUUUUAUCCCAACUUAAUAAAUAGGAGUAAAAACGAAGAAAGUCGACCAUGAUUAAUCUCACAUCUAGUUGCCAUAUCAUGUCAUCAUGAUCUUUCAAAAGAAAAGAGAUGAAAGGAACUUGUUUUAUGAACGUUCAUCACCUAUGAUAUGACUAUGCGUUGAUCAGGAAUGGAUGGUGUUUCAAAUUUUAUAUCAACAGCCUUCUUUUUAUGUCCUUAGGACGUCCCAUUUGCAAAGAAUUACGACAAAGAACCCAUAGUAUUGAUAGCAGCCGGUCACAACUCAGAGGGCAACAAUUUGAAGCCAAUAUACAUGUCCGUGACCCCAUGGAUUGAGGUAUUCUCAAAUUAUUUAACUAAUACACAACACAAUUUCUUCAAAAUAAGUAACAUCAAGCUGACAGGGUUGAUAGGGAAUGCUCAAAUGAGCUAAAUUUCACCAAGGUCUGUUCAUGCAAUCUGUUUAUCAGUGACAGUCGCGCAGCGAAACAUUCCAUCUAUUUGUCUAUCUGUUAUUCAAGGUCAGUUUCCCAUGUUCUUUUUUUGUUUAGAUAGGGAAAUGACUCAGUUACAGGCUGUUAAGCGAAAGUCUCUUUAAGUUGAGCUAUUACUGUUCUUCUAAGGUAAAUAUGAUUAUGAUGAUAUGCUUAUUUUACAGCAUAUCAAGACCAGCGAAUUUCGCAUUUGUCUCAAGGAGUUGUUCGCUGACCAGCAUGAUCCUGUGACUGUCUCCUACACAGUACUAGCAGGUUGGUAAAUAAUAAAAACAAAUUUAAUAAUUUCUUUGCGAAGACCUUCUCUUGCCGCCCAGCAAUUGUUAGAUGGAACGAACCAUACGCCAAUUUGGGUUGACCAUACUCACGUUAAGAUCUCGUCUAGAUCUGCUGGGUCAGACGUCGAUCUUUAUAUAUAGGACGCAUCGAGCCAAUCAUGUGAAUCAGAUCAGUAACAAAAUUAUUUUCCCCCGAACGAUUUUAUAUACAUUAUGCAACAAUUUUUUAAAUUUAUUAGUUUAGUUCAGGGCAUGUGAAGAUCGACGUUUGUACCGGAGACGAUCUUCGGACGCUCUGCCCGUCUGAACAUGUUGGACGAUCCAAACUCAUUCAGACUAUCUUAACUGAGCCAAAAGUAAAACGUUUAAUAAACUUAACUCACUAAGUUUGGUUCGUCUCAUGAAAAGUUCGACGUCUGGCCUAUAUGCCUUAUUUUCUCUUCGUUUUGCACUAUUUACUUCACACAAAUUUUUUUGUAAUAUUGCAGAUGUAUGCAAACCGGGCUGGUCAUAUUUUAAUGGUAUUUGCUACGCGACAAGCCAUUCAUGCAAGAAUUGGACCGAAGCAGAGAAAAUCUGCCAGGCAUACAGCGCCAACCUCAUCACCGUACGGAAUCAAGAAGAAAACGUUUAUAUUCAGCAUCGGCUGAAUGGUGCUAAGGGCUGGAUUGGUCUAAACGAUAGGGUCACAGAGGGAAAUUUCACCUGGGCAGAUAAUCAAACCAAUAAUUUCACAUACUGGGCGAAAAACCAACCAAACAACUUCAACAAUGAAGAUUGCGUUCACACAUUAGGAGUCAGACAUAGUUUUAAGUGGAAUGAUGUGAGGUGUGAUACAUGCCAUAACUAUACCUGCUCAGAAGGUUUGUGGGUGACUUACCUCUCUUCUAUA